CGGGACUCAGAGUUUAGGGCGGGUCUAUCCUCCCCCCUCCCCCCCCAGCAGAUCAGUCUCCAGUCUCGAUGAUCUCUGAUGGAGCCGCGGAAGAGUCUCGUCUGCUUUUAUUUUGUGAUGCUUCUGGCUGCUUCAGAGGGACUGAAGACCAUCCUGAAGGUCGUGGGAGGAAACGUCACUCUGCCGGAUCCGGUUCCUGAAUCAGGAUUUCUGUUCCAAGAAAAAAAAAUCCUCGCUCAGGUGUUGGAGAAGAAACUGAACAUAUUUGAGGAAAUCUACAGAAACCGGAUUCUGUGGAAUCACACCUCUGGACUCUUAACGAUCACAGACCUGCAGAAGAGCGACUCUGGAGUUUAUAACAUCGACUCCAAAAAGGGAAAAGUUUUCACAGCAUCGUACAACCUGACAGUUUUUGACUCGCCGGCGCCCCCUGCUGUGUGGAGCCUGAACAGCAGCUCUGACAGCUGCUGGCUGCUGUGCUCUGUGGACAGUCUCAGCUCUCUGUCAUGGUUCAGAGGUCCGGAGGAGCUGGAGAGGAGGGACUCUGUGCUCUCUCUGAGGGUCUCCAUAUCCAGGGAGGAGCAGAACUCCUCCUUCAGAUGUGAGUCCUCCAACCCUGCAGGAGAAACCUCUGUGACUGUGGACGUGGAGACGCUCUGCUCUCCAUCUCAGCAGCGAAGACUCAGUCCAAUAUACGGCAAUACAGUUUCAGGACAGAAACAUGCAGGGAACUUCAUCUGACAUGCAGGAAGGCCCCCAUCUGGGCACGGUGUAUGACCUCCUGCAGAGUCACCGCAUGGACCUGACGGAACCGUCGGAUCUGGCCACGAUUUACAGCCAACCACAGAAACACCGUCUGGACCUGACGGAACCAUCGGAUCUGACCACGGUCUACAGCCAACCACAGAAACACCGUCUGGACCUGACGGAACCGUCGGAUCUGGCCACGGUCUACAGCUAACCACCCAAACACAAACCUGACGGAACCAUCGGAUCUGACCACGGUCUACAGCCAACCACAGAAACACCGCCUGGACCUGACGGAACCGUCGGAUCUGACCACGGUCUACAGCCAACCACAGAAACACCGUCUGGACCUGACGGAACCAUCGGAUCUGACCACGGUCUACAGCCAACCACAGAAACACCGCCUGGACCUGACGGAACCAUUGGAUCUGGCCACGGUCUACAACUAACCACAGAAACACCGGCUGGACCUGACGGAACCGUCGGAUCUGACCACGGUUUACAGCUAACCACAGAAACACCGCCUGGACCUGACGGAACCGUCGGAUCUGACCACGGUCUACAGCUAACCACCCAAACACAAACCUGACGGAACCGUCGGAUCUGACCACGGUCUACAGCCAACCACAGAAACACAAACCUGACGGACGCUGCAGAGUGAAACCUCAGCCUCAAAGUCCUGCUAACAUUUCAUUUUUCCUUCGGGUCUCAUGUGAAGAAUAUUUAUUGAAAAUGUCUCAGUGAACAUUUUCCUUUGUUUUGUUUCCAUUUGAAAUGCUGUAAAUGUUUGUUUAAUGUGUUUAAAAGCCCAGAUGGUUGAGAGGAAGCAGCUGUUAGCAGAAAAACAAACGUUUUCUGAGGGUUUUACUGUUAAACGUUCCGUUUCUGUUCUCGUGUUCUCCAGUCGUCCCUGAUUGGACGCUCUGUGUUGGUUCUGCUCGUUCAGACUCUGGUUCUGCUGCUUCCUCAAACCGUCAUGUGACGAAUGAAGGAUGGGGAACAUGAAGGUUCUGGUCCGAUUUGAAGGUGUCGCGGCAGAACUCUGUGUGAAGGACAGAAAGUAUGAAAAAUCUUCAGUGACGGUCAGACCGCAAACUUGAUGUAAACCAAAGCUUGAAAUCUCUGGACCAAAGAGGAAGGUGAGCAGAUCUGGACACAGAACCCCCAAGAACCUCCUCAAACAGAGACGGUGUGGACGGACCUCAACUGAACCUGAACCUCCAGAUGUUUGUGGUCUUUCAUCCCACCGUUAUACAGUUGUAAUUCUAUUUAUGAUCCAGAUUAUUUUAAUUCAUUUCAACAUUCACAUUGUUUUCAUUUAUUCUAGAGUUAAAAUGAUUUCAAUUCAUUCUCUAAUCCAGAUUAUUUCUAGUCAUGCUUUAGUCCAAAUUGUUUCAUAUUGUUUUAGAGUACAGAUUAUUUCAUUUUUUUAUAUAUAAUCCAGAUCACUUCAAUUCAUUCUAGAAUCCAGAUUAUUUCAGUUCCACAUGACCCUCCCCCUUCAGCCAAAUAUAUUCAAGUUUAUGUCUAAAAUCUCUGAAGAGUGGAGUCCAAAGCCUGUCAGAUAGACGUGAGCACGUCCAUCUAUCUCCAGACAGAUACACCACAGGAUCAUCUUAGUCGGGUAAUAUCGUCCCCUAGUGACUGAAUUAGGAACUGCAUGCAGUCUGCAUGUUCAGAUUUAGAGUUUUAUUAUUUCUAGUCUUCAGUAAUCUGGAGUAAACGUGUAGAGAUGAUCAGAGUUGGUGAAGAUCUGGUUCGCUCCUCUGGUUUUCACAAAGUUGGUAUGUUUGAGAGAAUGAGGACAAGUGAGUUUGAGUUUAACUUUUGAAAUGAUUAUUCCAUCAUUCUGACCGAGCGAGAUCACGAAGUGAACUCUGAUCUCAUCUGGACGAUGAAUCUUUAUUAAAAGAUGUUUUCCUCUCA
Messenger RNA from Oryzias melastigma (Indian medaka), 2673 nucleotides. RefSeq lists its product as uncharacterized. The record is from RefSeq and is a predicted model, not a curated record. Lineage: Eukaryota; Metazoa; Chordata; Actinopteri; Beloniformes; Adrianichthyidae.